Molecule: messenger RNA, 1564 nt
Organism: Ailuropoda melanoleuca (giant panda)
Lineage: Eukaryota; Metazoa; Chordata; Mammalia; Carnivora; Ursidae
Gene: MRM2
Product: mitochondrial rRNA methyltransferase 2
Exons: 3
Coding region: 65-805 (246 amino acids)
Biological process (GO): RNA methylation
Cellular component (GO): mitochondrion
Molecular function (GO): rRNA (uridine-2'-O-ribose)-methyltransferase activity
Source: RefSeq, a predicted model, not a curated record
GUGACCUCGGACCGGAAGCGAGUCCGGUACUUCCGGCGCGGGCGGCCCGAGCAGAUCUGCAUCCAUGGCUUGGUCCUUGAAGCUGGUAGGCACGUCCCUUCAGUGUCGAAGGUUUCACACCGCUGGAAGUCACUCCAAGGGUCGGACCGGUGCUGAGCACCUGUGGCUGACGCGCCAUUUGAAGGAUCCAUUUGUGAAAGCCGCGAAGAUGGAGAGUUACCGGUGCCGAAGUGCCUUCAAGCUCCUGGAGGUGGACGAGAGGCAUGGCAUCCUGCGGCCCGGUCUCCGGGUGUUAGACUGUGGGGCGGCCCCCGGGGCAUGGAGCCAGGUGGCUGUGCAGAGGGUCAACGCUGCAGGCACAGAUCCCCAUGCUCCCGUUGGCUUCGUGCUUGGGGUAGAUCUUCUUCACAUAUCCCCCCUGGAAGGAGCAACUUUUCUGUGCCCCGCUGAUGUGACCGACCCGAGAACCCUCCAGAGAAUCCAAGAACUGCUUCCUGGUGGGAGAGCAGAUGUGAUUCUGAGUGACAUGGCACCCAAUGCCACAGGGAUCCGGAGCCUGGAUCACGACAGGCUCAUUGGCCUGUGCUCGUCCCUUCUGGACACGGCUCCACAUGUCCUGCACCCUGGUGGAACAUUCCUCUGCAAAAUGUGGGCCGGAAGUCAAAGCCUGGCGUAUCAGAAGCGACUGACAGGGCAGUUCCAGAACACCAGGACGGUGAAACCCAGAGCCAGCAGGAAGGAAUCGUCAGAGGUGUACCUCUUGGCCACACAGUACCAAAGAGGGAAGGAGUUUGCAGAGGACUGAGGGUUUCUUCUGCUGUUUCCAGGCCUUGUUCACUGCAAGUGUUCUUUGAGCUCUUGCCCGGAGUGUGGCUGGGGGGUAGGGGAGUGGGUUCAGGGCUUGAUCUGGGAUGCAGCAGGCAGGACAAGUGUGGGGCCUUUGUUUUAAGCCAAAAACACACAACAAAACAGUAUUUGCUGGCCAGGAUGUAUGAUCAGAAACAGUCUCUAGAGCGUGAUUCAUAAAGAGGACGUCAUGAAAGAGAGGUAGACGGAGAGGAAAGGAUGAAAAGACAUUGGGAAGGAGCCGGCGGUGCACGUGGGCCUUGGUGUAACCUUGAUGUGACUCCUGUCACAGACUGUUCCCAUGUAAUGGAGGGAGUCUCCACCCUUGCCCCCCUGGCCGACCAACUCCCAGGCUUCUCCGUGUCAUUUUGCUUAUACAGUGUAGCGUGUGAAAACCUGAACUUCAACCUGGGGAUUAAUUUCCAUCUCUGGGGAUGAUGUGUUCAUCCCGUCCUCAAGUAGCAGGAGUUCCCUGCAAUUAGGGAAGACAUUUGGUGUGAAUUGUGCAGGGGGCGGGUGUGCUUUGGUUGCUGGAAUCCUGGGGGCUCCCAAGACUGGUAGUGGCCAGAGCAAGCAGCCACUUGGUAUGUGCGUCCAUUUCCUUUCACUCUCUUCCAUGAGCUUGAUGCAGCUUUACAGAACAAUGUAGAUUGUGCGAUUUUAAGGGAUUUCCAUGCUUUUAAGAUUGUUUUUAUAAAAAUUGGUUUCUUCAAAGCCA